Molecule: messenger RNA, 813 nt
Organism: Pestalotiopsis fici W106-1
Lineage: Eukaryota; Fungi; Ascomycota; Sordariomycetes; Amphisphaeriales; Sporocadaceae
Exons: 1
Coding region: 1-813 (270 amino acids)
Cellular component (GO): cytoplasm
Molecular function (GO): phosphatase activity
Source: RefSeq, a predicted model, not a curated record
AUGUCACCCACGGUCAUUCUAAUGCGCCAUGCACAAGGAUAUCACAACUUGGGCAUCCGUCAUCACCACCUCGUCGAUCCCGCCUUGACGCCGACUGGCGAGCAACAAUGCCGCGGCCGCGCGGGAGAGCUCGCGGAUCAACAGCCAUCAAUCUCACUCGUUGCCGCCUCGCCUCUGACCCGUACGCUACAAACGGCCAUGCUUGUCUUUGAACGCGCACUCGCGCUGCCGACGUGCGCCGAUGCCAUAGUGGCUUUGCCGACGGCACAGGAGUCUUUUGAUUAUCCAUUCAAUACCGGCUCCGACAUUGGAGCGUUGAGAGACUCGUGCGCGCAAAAGGGCUGGCCUGUUGACCUGUCUCUGGUGGAAGAUGGGUGGACCGACAGGUCCUUGAAAAGCCCCUACUUUCCAGCCGGCACUCGACUUGCAGAGCGCGCGCGAAGGACAAGACUCUGGCUGAAAGAAAAACUUCAAGAGUUGGUCCAGACUGGUCUUGAAGAUGCGACGAUCGCACUAGUUACGCACGGCAAUUUUUUGCAUUUUCUAACAGACGACUGGGAGGCAGCGACAAAGUAUCACGGCACUGGCUGGAAGAAUUGUGAAUAUCGCUCCUAUUCCUUUGAGCCGAGUUCUCUAGCAUCCGGAAAUGAUGAGGCCAGGCUUGUGGAAACAGAGCGGUCUCGACGUCGACGGGGAUUGAGUACACCGCCGCCUUCAAUGGAGGAGCAGAAGAGGCUCUUUUACGAAACUAUAGCAGCUUGGCAUCUUCAGGGCUUGCCUGAUGCAUUCGAAUUAGACUCUAUGCUGGUUUGA